This is a messenger RNA of Prunus armeniaca (apricot), 1770 nucleotides long. The record is from the annotation of a GenBank genome assembly. NCBI's taxonomy places the organism in Eukaryota, Viridiplantae, Streptophyta, Magnoliopsida, Rosales, Rosaceae.
AUGUUUGUGUUCCCAAAACCAGCCCACGAGCCCAAUACCAGUUCUGCUGAUGCUGCGGAUGAUGCUGAACUACUCUUGAGUCUUUCAGUCUUUGGGUUCAGCCAACUCUCUGCCUCUGAUCAACAUGAGAAGACGAAAGAAAUCUAUAAAAAAGUAGUUGAAGAUGUUGUAGUGGAGCAACUCUCGGACGAAAGUAAAGGGGAUUUCAGACCCAGAACUUUCACCGAGCUAUUCAAGAAACUUCCCUUCCCUGACCAGAACCAUUUCCUGUCCACAGUUAUAAAGAAAUUCAAGCGCCAGAGGCAAAUUCGCGAGUUGAUUUCUUGGUUUACUACCGAACUAGACGCCAAUGAUCAACAACAACUUAUUGGAAAAUUGAUUCAUGUCAAAGCUGAUGACGAAACCAAUGACGGUUUCAGGCUGAGAAGAUUUACUCAGCUUUGCAAGGAUUAUACUGACUAUGUUUAUAUGCAUUUUGUCGCCUGCAGGGAAAAAUAUGGCACGAAACCAAAACAUACACAGCAGACAUCCGGUACUCAUGAAGGGGGGUUAGAUUGGCAGUCCCGUUUUAAUGAGUUUUUCUUAGGUUUCUCAAUUAUAUGGUUCAAGGGACAAAGCUCCCAUGGUCAAUGGCAGCUGAUUGACCAACUCUGUGAUGGAGUUAAAGGUGUUAUGGUUGAGAAGCUUGCAGACGAAAGCGACGCAGAUUUCAAACUCAGAAGAUUCGCAGAGCUAUGUAAUAAAGUGGUUGACUUUGGUGUCCAAGUCCACUUCCUUGACAAAGCUGAAGAGCAUCUGCUGCACAAACGAAGAGAUCUUCCUCACGGGGUGCUCGUUCAGCCCCAAGAUUCUGCCAGUGCUGCCGAAUUACUCUCGCAGCUUUCGAGUUUUGGGUUCAGCCUACUAUCCCCCAACGACCAACAAGACAAGAUUGAACACAUCUCUAACGAACUUGCUGCCGAAGGUGUUAAUAAUAAUAUUGUCGAAAGAUUUGCAGGGGAAACAGAGGAAGAUUUGAGAAGGAAAACAUUCGCAAAGCUGUUUAAUAAAGCUCCGAUGGCUACACGAGUUCAUUUAUUCGAGGGGUUUACUGAAAAAUUCUUUGUUGAAAGACGCUUAUGCGAUUCGAUUCUUUUGUUCAGGCAAUUUGAUUCUAAGGAGCAACAAGAAAAGAUUGAAAAUAUGCUUGAUCAGUUCAUGAGGUGGGAAGGUGAAGAUGUCAAAGAUGCCAUACUCGAGAGACUGCCCGAGGAAUGCGAUGAGAAUUUUAGGCUCAGAAGAUUUAUUAAGCUGGUUAGCACAUAUACAUUCCUUUUGGAUCACUUCAUAUGGGAUGAAGCAGAGAAGUGGGAUCUAAAAGGUUUACGUAUGCAGUCGUCAGGUAAAGAAGAGACAGAAGAAAUCAAGCAGUCCCGCUAUGCCGAAUUUUACUUGGGAUUGUCAAUUAUUUGGUUCAAAGCAGUAUGUGCCAGUGAUCCAAGAAACAUCAUUCAAGUAUUUUUUGGUAAAGUUGGAGGAGGAGGUGAUCAUACAAUUGAGAAACUCGUCAACGAGACUGAGGAGGAUUUCCGGCUCAGAAGAUUUACAGAGUCGUUUAAACAACUUCAAUUCAGUUCCCAGGAGGAUAUUGUGAAAUGUAUUCAAACGACACUAUUGCAUGAUCUAGGUGUUGGUGUUAAAUUCAUUGUCAUGGGAACUCCAAAUCUAAGAGGAUCAGGAGGAGUAACAGCCGCUCAAGGAGGAGGACGGGGACAAGCCAGCAGUAGAUGA